UCAGGCCACCCUGGACCCAAGGAAGCAGGAGUUAUUGGAGGCCCGCUUUCUCGGAGCAAGGUGUCCAAUGGGGUUCAUUUCUGGUGACUGAGAGGAUGAGUGAAGCAAUUUCGAUGUCUGCUGGGUCACAAAUUCAGAUGGCACCCCAAUCAACUGUAAACUCUGGUCAGUCGGUUCAUAGUCAAGAUUCGAACAUGAGCACUGGCUCAUCGCAUAGUGAUAAGGAGGUAGACCCAAAUACUCCAGAAAAGGUACCAAGAACUCCUUCGGAAAGAAAGAGAAAGCGUAAAGCUGAUGAUGGAAGUGGAGGAGUUACGGUAGGACCUAUAGGAAGUAAGGGGUCUAGAUCCAUUGCUGCCCUUGAGAACAAAAAAAUCAAUGAGUAUUUUCCAAAACAUCAUUUGGGCAGUAGCCCUAUUCGGCAUGGUGGUGCUAAAAGUCCCUCCCCUCAACAGGGUUACCCUAUGUAUCCACCAUCGCCCCAACAACUCCUUUCGCCACAAGUAACAACACCCAAUUCUUCAGUAGCAGAAUUUUCUUCACUGAUGCAGCCGCCAAGACCUCAUCCUCAACCUCCACCUCCUCCUCCACCAGCCUCAACGCAACCUGCAGGCUCGAUGGUCAGCAAGCAGGUGCAGGUAAGGCCUACCAACCUCAGUAGGACAAGCCAGGUCAGGCAAGCGAAGACUAACACCCCAAAUACAGAACUUACUUGCCAGAGGAUACAGGAAUUCGAAACUCAAGCCUCGUCAGAUUUAGAAUUACGUAACAGCAAAAUUGAUGAGUUGAAUAGAACAACCGAUGAACUUAGGCAUCAGAUGGCUAACCAACAGAAACUAAUCGAACAGCACAAAUCCCAUAUAAAUAAGUGUAUAGACGUUGUAAAGAAAUUACUGAAAGAAAAAUCAAACAUAGAAAAAAAGGAGGCUAGGCAAAAGUGUAUGCAAAAUAGACUGAGAUUGGGUCAGUUUGUGACUCAGAGGGUGGGCGCGACGUUUCAAGAGAAUUGGACAGACGGUUACGCGUUUCAAGAAUUAGCACGACGGCAAGAAGAAAUUGCGACUGAACGAGAAGAAAUUGAUAAGCAAAAAAAGUUGUUACUCAAAAAGAGGCCAUCGAAUAGUGAAACUGGUAGGAAACGUAGUCAGCCACAACCUUCCUUGCAUAAUGGUACAGAGGCUACAUUCUUGAAACCAGAUGCAGUACCUGGAUCUUAUACAUGGCAGGAGUAUUAUGAAGCUGAUGAAAUACUCAAGUUAAGACAAAGCGCGUUAAAGAAAGAAGAUGCAGAUCUGCAACUAGAAAUGGAAAAACUUGAAAGAGAAAGAAACUUACACAUCCGAGAGUUGAAACGUAUUCAUAACGAGGACCAAUCAAGAUUCAACUCUCAUCCUGUGUUGAAUGAACGUUACCUUCUAUUAAUGUUAUUAGGCAAAGGUGGCUUCAGUGAAGUGCAUAAGGCAUUUGACUUAAAAGAGCAACGAUACGUCGCUUGUAAAGUGCAUCAACUGAAUAAAGACUGGAAAGAGGACAAAAAAGCUAAUUAUAUUAAACAUGCGUUACGAGAAUAUAAUAUUCAUAAAGCUCUUGAUCAUCCUCGUGUUGUGAAGUUGUAUGAUGUGUUUGAAAUUGAUGCCAAUUCCUUUUGUACUGUCUUGGAAUAUUGUGAUGGCCACGAUUUAGAUUUUUACCUCAAGCAGCAUAAAACUAUACCUGAAAGAGAAGCAAGAUCUAUUGUUAUGCAAGUUGUGUCUGCAUUAAAAUACCUCAAUGAAAUAAAACCCCCAGUCAUACAUUACGAUUUAAAACCAGGUAAUAUAUUAUUAACCGAAGGCAAUGUUUGCGGAGAGAUAAAAAUUACAGACUUCGGAUUAAGUAAAGUAAUGGAUGAAGAGAACUACAAUCCAGACCAUGGAAUGGAUUUAACGUCCCAAGGCGCUGGUACCUACUGGUAUCUUCCACCGGAGUGUUUUGUCAUUGGUAAAAAUCCUCCCAAAAUAUCGUCAAAAGUUGAUGUAUGGAGUGUAGGUGUUAUAUUUUACCAAUGUCUAUACGGUAAAAAGCCUUUUGGACAUAAUCAAUCUCAAGCUACAAUUUUAGAAGAAAACACAAUUCUGAAAGCCACGGAAGUUCAAUUCGCGAAUAAACCAACUGUUAGCAACGAAGCGAAGAGUUUCAUAAGAAGUUGCCUAGCGUAUAGGAAAGAAGAACGUAUAGAUGUAUUGACAUUAGCUAGACACGAAUAUCUUCAACCUCCAGUGCCAAAGCAUGGCCGUCAAGCGAAUAAUCAACAGCAGCAGCAACAGCAACAACAGAUACAGCAGCAGCAACAAACCUCGUUUAGCAUUGGCAUGUUUAGUGGUAUGAACGCGUCAAGCAGUUCGUAGUGGAAAGGAACUAAAGACAAAAUCUUUGAUAUGCUAAUACAUGCCAAAUCUUGAACACUGAAUUGCACACCAUCUCAUCUUAGAAAAAUAGCGAUUGCUAUAACGAACUGUAAAUACUAAAAAAAAAACCCGGAUAGUAUCACCAAUCACCAAUACCACGAUUACCACUACCACUCCACUACCACUAUCACCACUACCACCACCACCACCACCACCUCUACAACUAUACUUACAGGCCGACUAUAUAAAAAUAUUGCGAGAGAUGCGAGACUGGUCGCCGCAAGUCCAGGAGCUUGCGUCUUUCUACAAGACAAGCUACAUUAUUCAGCAUGACAAAAAAAAAAGAAUGUUGUGUUCGUAAAUAUUCAAUUGUAUUAUCGUUCCUUGUAUCAAACAGUGAGCUGACUUGAUAAAUAGUGUUUAAAAAGAAAUAAGAGAAACAGAAAAAAAAACCAUGUGAUAAGUCAUUGUGAAUUAAAGUGAAGUUCAAAUUUACGAAGAAAAGGAAACAAAGGAGUACGGCAACGGGGAAUCAUUGGAAGUGAAUUACUCGGUGAACAAAGAGAGCAACGGAAGAUUUAAUUGUCGUUCCGAGGCAAAUCGCGUCAAAGCAGUUUUAGAGGGACUUUGCUUUUGCGGAGACGUUCCUCUCUUCGGAAGUUACGUAUGCAUGAGUGAAUGUGACGAAAGAUUGUUAAAACUAGCGUGCGUGUAUAUAUUUAUACUAUAUAUAUAUUUAUUAAUAAAUUCGAUAUAAUAUAUAUAUAUGGUGUAAAGAACAGGACAGCAUUGACAGUGGAAAGAUAACUGUGGUGGAUCCUCGCAUGACCUCCGUGCAGUCAAGUAUUCCAUGAAUAUUUGACUGCACAUCAUGUUACUUUAUUCAAAUAUUAACAUUAUUACUUAUAUCAUGACUAAUAACGAUUAACAUACACGAGGAGAUUUGGUUGGUUGUUCCUAUUCUGAAACGAGUGGGCUUUAUCUAUACUGGAUUGAUUGAUCUAAGGUUUGAAUGUAAAGAACGUAAAUGAAUCACGAUGCUCCCAAAUGAAAAAGAAACGUAUAGAAUCGUAGUCCACUGCUUAUUAUAUGCCCCUGUGCACACAUGUACACCUUUAAUCCAGAAUUUCCUGAUAGAGUGGCUCCUAUAUAUUUUUUUUCUUUUGUUUUUCUUUCUUUUUCGAGAGUGGACUUCGGCGCGCAUUGAUCAUGGAUCUUACAUUUUUCAUGAUAGAUAUAUAUGUAUGUAUGUGUAUUAUGUAUAUAUAUA
Molecule: messenger RNA, 3657 nt
Organism: Dufourea novaeangliae
Lineage: Eukaryota; Metazoa; Arthropoda; Insecta; Hymenoptera; Halictidae
Gene: Tlk
Product: serine/threonine-protein kinase tousled-like 2
Exons: 15
Coding region: 96-2387 (763 amino acids)
Biological process (GO): chromosome segregation; intracellular signal transduction; peptidyl-serine phosphorylation
Cellular component (GO): nucleus
Molecular function (GO): ATP binding; protein serine/threonine kinase activity
Source: RefSeq, a predicted model, not a curated record